AUGGAAGUGAGGUGCCUCUGGGCGCCCCCGCUCCUGGCCCUGAGCGUGCUCCUGCCGGCAGGCCUCCUGCACGUGGACGUCGGCAUGCUCACGCCCCUGCUUGGGGACCGGGCUGCGGGGCCCCUCACCAACAUCAUGUCCCUCAAGACGCAGACGAUGGCGAGCAGCUCGGUGCUCAGCACCCUCCACCGCUUUGCCGAGGCGCGCGGCCUGCCGGUGGCGCCGCCCGCGGGCUGCUUCCACCCGGGCUGCCCUUGGCUCUUCCUGGCGCGCUACGUGGAGGGCGUGGAGCCAGACAGCCCACAGCAGCGCUUCAACAUCGUGUGCAACCACCUGAGGUCCAGCCCGCCCGAGGUGCAGAAAGUGAUGCUGAACGACACGUUCCACUUUUCCAUCCUCAGAAACCCCGUCUUCCAGCUGGAGUCCUCCUUCACCUACUGCAGAAGCUCCGUGCCCGCCUUCAGGGCCGCGCCGAGCUUGGCCGCCUUCCUGGCCGCCCCCCACACCUACUACAACCAGAGCCUGGGCCUGCGCAACGCCUACGCCAGGAAUCACCUGUGGUUCGACCCGGGCUUCGACCCCGACGCGCCGGCCGCGGAGGGCUCUGUGCGGCGCCUGGCGGAGGUGCAGCAGCGCUUCCAGCUUGUGCUCCUUGCCGAGCACUUCGACGCGUCCGUGGGGCCCCUGCGGCGCCGGCUGCGCUGGCGGGUGGACGGCGGCGUCUCCUUCAGGCUCAACUCGCGCAGCCAGCGCAGCAUCGCCCGCCUGAGGCCCGAGGACCAGGACCGUGCCAAGCGCUGGUGCGCCCCGGACUGGCGCCUCUACCAGCCCUUCAACCGCACCUUUGGGGCCUCGGCGCACGCCGAGCUGGGCCCGCGGCGGCUGCGCGCAGAGGUGGCGCGGUUGCGGGCGUGGCGGUGCGAGCUCAUGGCCCGGUGCCUGCAGGACGGUGUGCCCAAGAACGAGCCGCAGGUCACCGACCGACAGCUGAGCCCCUACCGGUCAGGCGAGGCCGACGUCCUGGGCUACAGCCUCAGGCGGGGCCUGGACAACGGGACGCUGAGCAUGUGCCAGGGGGUGGCGGUGCCCGAGCUCCAGCACGGGGCCCCCCUGUACUCCCCGCAGUUCCCCGAGAAGCCCCCCAAGGACAUCGCCUUCCUGGGGGCAUAG
Molecule: messenger RNA, 1170 nt
Organism: Pteronotus mesoamericanus
Lineage: Eukaryota; Metazoa; Chordata; Mammalia; Chiroptera; Mormoopidae
Gene: GAL3ST2
Product: galactose-3-O-sulfotransferase 2
Biological process (GO): glycolipid biosynthetic process; glycoprotein biosynthetic process
Cellular component (GO): membrane
Molecular function (GO): galactosylceramide sulfotransferase activity
Source: RefSeq, a predicted model, not a curated record